Molecule: messenger RNA, 2349 nt
Organism: Gossypium raimondii (Peruvian cotton)
Lineage: Eukaryota; Viridiplantae; Streptophyta; Magnoliopsida; Malvales; Malvaceae
Product: pentatricopeptide repeat-containing protein At2g01390
Exons: 2
Coding region: 200-1936 (578 amino acids)
Molecular function (GO): protein binding
Source: RefSeq, a predicted model, not a curated record
ACUUAAAAAGGUACCAAAUUCAAGUACCAAAUUGAAAAUCUUCUCAAGCUUUUCGACAUUUUGUAUUGGCCUCAAGCCUUUCCAGGUUAAAUAAAUCAGCAGUCUCCCAGCGGUCGUCAACUCCUCUCGGCUCCUCAGCCAUUGGGAUUAAAAAGCAGAAGCUUUUCCAUGAAAAACCUCUCAUCUGUGAUCUCACUACAUGUUGAGAAUAAAUUAUCUCCAUGGACUUGCUGCAAAAUUCAGAAAUUGGAAUCGUCCCCUCAAAUUUUUACAUUCCCUUCAUCAAAACAAACGCAGAACACCACGCACCAAACAUAAGUUUACCAAAGCCUUGAAAACUCCAAUGAAACCAUUUGAUGUUGAGCCAAAAGUUUACAUGAGAGACACGAUCUCAAACAUUUACAAAAUCCUCAAGUACUCAACUUGGGAAUCGGCUGAAACCCAACUGAAACAGUUACCCAUCAGAUGGGACUCUUUUACAGUCAACCAAGUCCUCAAAACCCACCCACCAAUGGAAAAAGCUUGGCUUUUUUUCAACUGGGUUGGUAAAGUUAAAAGCUUUAAGCAUGACCAGUUCACUUACACAACAAUGCUUGACAUUUUUGGAGAAGCUGGGAGGGUUUCAUCAAUGAAGUAUUUAUUUCAGCAAAUGCAAGAAAAAGGCUUAAAAAUUGAUGCUGUUACUUAUACUUCGAUUUUGCAUUGGCUUUCAAAGAGUGGAGAUGUUGAUGGGGCCGUGGAAACGUGGGAGGAAAUGAGAGGAAAAGGAUGUUUUCCCACUGUUGUUUCAUAUACAGCUUAUAUGAAAGUUUUGUUUGAUAAUCAAAGAGUUAAGGAAGGUACUGCUGUUUAUAAGGAGAUGCUUCAGUCUGGUAUUUCUCCAAAUUGUCACACUUAUACAGUGCUAAUGGAGUAUCUCUUUGGGGCUGGCAAGUACGAAGAAGCCCUUGAGAUUUUCAGCAAAAUGCAAGAAGCCAGAGUUAAGCCUGACAAAGCUGCAUGCAAUAUUUUGGUUGAGAAAUGUUGCAAAGCAGGGGAGACAUGGCCAAUUAUCCAAAUCCUUCAGUACAUGAAAGAAAAUCAUCUUGUCCUCCGGUACCCCAUAUUUCUAUUAGCUCUUGAAACUUUUAAAGCUGCUGGCGAGAGAGAUGCCCUCCUCAGGCAAGUUCAUCCUCAUAUCUCUGUUGAAUGCAUUGACAAUGAAAGGGUAGUUGAGUAUAAAGGAAAUGAUUUUGAAGAUCCUUCAAGUUUAGACAGAGGACUAGUGUGGGUUCUCUUGAAAAAGCAAAAUCUUCAAGCUGUUGACAGUUUACUUACUGAAUUGAUGGAUAAGAAUAUAAAGUUGGACUCUGAACUGAUGUCCGCCAUCGUACACGUAAAUUGUGGUCACUGUAGGGUGGAUGGUGCUUUAUUGACCUUCAAAUACAGUGUGAAAACAGGUAUAAAACUUGAGAGAACUGCGUAUCUUGCUUUGAUAGGCUGUUUAAUACGAUCAAACACGUUUACUGAUAUAGUUGAGAUAGUUGUGGAAAUGACUAGCACCGGACAUUCUCUUGGAGUUUAUCUAGCUUCACUACUAAUUUAUAGGCUUGGUUGUGCUAGAAGGCCAACUUGUGCCGCAAAGAUUUUUGAUUCACUGCCUGAUGAUCAGAAAUGUGUUGCUACCUACACUGCUUUGGUUGGCGUCUACUUUGCUGCUGGCACUGCUGAUAAAGGACUUAAAAUAUACAAAACAAUGCGAAAGAAAGGGAUUUAUCCUUCUUUAGGCACAUAUUGUGUUCUAGUAGCUGGUCUUGAGAAACUCAGUAGAGUCUCAAAUGCAGAAACAUAUAGGAAGGAAAAGAAAAGCCUACGGAAGGAUGCUUAUUUCCGCGAAUCCAUUCCUAUGGAGGAAAAGAUCUGUGACCUCCUAUUUGCUAGAGAUGUGGUAUCUUGAUGAACUCGUCAGAUUCUAUUCGGAGAUUAAAUAUCAAUCGCAAGACAAAGUUACCGCUACUAUUUCAAGGUGUUCAUGACUCAAAAUCUGGAUUUUAUUUGCAGACUCGUUUUAAUGGAAGUGUUUCCAAUGGAAGAUUACUGAAAAUCUAGAGGGAAAAAGUGUGGUUGAUUUAGUCCACAGAUUCAAUCUAUUUUCUGUUGAUCAUACUGAUAGGACUUGUUGAUGACAUGUUGAACAAAUGUGUGUUACAUUUUGAAUGUGAUCCCAAGUGCCAGCGAUUUACAAAGGCUUCUAUGGUCUGUGAUUCUUGAUGAAUCACACAACAUUGACUAAUCUUCUUGUCUUUUUAACUGCAAUGGCUGAAACAUGGUUAAACUUCAAUUAUCAUUUUGAACACUUACAUUUUUUAA